GCAAUAAUGCACCAUGAAGGUCACAUGGAUGAUGGUUUAACAUUGUCCAGAUCUCAGAAUGAAGAAUCCCGUACAGCACGUGUCAUCCGUAGUACAGUCUUUCUCUUCAACAGGUUUAUAAGGGGCCUUGAUGCUCUCAGCAAGAAAGCAAAGUCUUCCAUAGUCGAUUUGCCUAUCGAGUCAGUCAGUCUGAGCCUUCAGGACUUGAUUGGCUACUUUCACCCCCCUGAUGAACAUUUGGAGCAUGAAGACAAACAAAACAGGCUCCGAGCACUGAAGAAUCGCCAGAACCUCUUCCAGGAAGAGGGUAUGAUCAACCUUGUUCUUGAAUGUAUUGAUCGCUUGAAUGUAUACAGCAGUGCAGCUCAUUUUGCAGAUGUAGCUGGAAAGGAAGCUGGAGAAGCAUGGAAAUCUAUUCUGAAUUCUUUGUAUGAAUUACUAGCGGCUCUGAUUCGAGGGAAUCGUAAAAACUGUGCUCAAUUUUCUGGAUCUCUUGAUUGGUUGAUCAGCAGAUUAGAAAGACUGGAAGCCUCUUCUGGAAUUCUAGAGGUUUUACACUGUGUGUUGGUGGAAAGCCCAGAAGCUUUAAACAUUAUUAAGGAAGGACAUAUUAAAUCAAUCAUCUGUCUUUUGGACAAACAUGGAAGAAACCAUAAGGUUUUGGAUGUUUUGUGUUCUCUCUGUGUUUGUCAUGGAGUAGCUGUGCGGUCUAAUCAACAUCUAAUCUGUGAUAAUCUCCUGCCAGGAAGAGAUCUGCUCUUACAGACACGCCUUGUCAACCAUGUGAGCAGCAUGCAACCCAAUAUCUUCCUGGGGAUUAGUGAAGGCUCUGCCCAAUACAGAAAAUGGUACUAUGAACUUAUGGUGGACCAUCUAGAGCCCUUUGUGACCGCAGAAUCAACUCAUCUACGAGUGGGCUGGGCUUCAACAGAGGGCUACUCACCAUAUCCAGGGGGAGGAGCAGAAUGGGGGGGAAAUGGUGUUGGUGAUGACUUGUAUUCCUAUGGCUUCGAUGGUCUCCAUCUGUGGUCAGGUUGUGUGGCACGAACAGUAAAUUCUCCCAACCAACAUCUAUUAAGAACUGACGAUGUUAUUAGCUGCUGUUUGGACCUGAGUGCCCCCAGCAUCUCUUUCCGGAUAAAUGGUCAGCCAGUUCAAGGAAUGUUUGAAAAUUUCAACAUAGAUGGCCUCUUCUUCCCAGUUGUCAGCUUCUCUGCAGGAAUAAAGGUACGUUUCUUGCUUGGAGGUCGCCAUGGAGAGUUCAAGUUCCUUCCUCCACCUGGAUAUGCCCCUUGCUUUGAAGCUGUGCUACCGAAAGAGAAGCUGAAAGUGGAGCAUAGCCGAGAGUACAAGCAGGAUUGUAGCUAUACAAGAGACUUACUGGGUCCCACUAUCUCUCUGUCACAAGCAGCUUUCACUCCAGUUCCUGUAGAUACUAGCCAGAUUGUUUUGCCUCCCCACCUGGAAAGGAUUAGAGAAAAAUUAGCAGAGAACAUCCAUGAACUAUGGGUUAUGAAUAAGAUUGAACUUGGCUGGCAGUAUGGACCA
Fulmarus glacialis (Northern fulmar) is the source of this 1548-nucleotide messenger RNA. Its product is annotated as ryanodine receptor 2-like. The transcript is spliced from 10 exons. NCBI's taxonomy places the organism in Eukaryota, Metazoa, Chordata, Aves, Procellariiformes, Procellariidae. Gene Ontology annotation, molecular function: ryanodine-sensitive calcium-release channel activity; protein binding. The annotation marks the transcript as partial. Gene Ontology annotation, cellular component: sarcoplasmic reticulum membrane; smooth endoplasmic reticulum; calcium channel complex. The record is from RefSeq and is a predicted model, not a curated record. Gene Ontology annotation, biological process: calcium ion transmembrane transport.